This is a messenger RNA of Pezoporus occidentalis (night parrot), 2492 nucleotides long. RefSeq names its product PR/SET domain 14 (gene PRDM14). Gene Ontology annotation, molecular function: protein binding; RNA polymerase II transcription regulatory region sequence-specific DNA binding. The record is from RefSeq and is a predicted model, not a curated record. Gene Ontology annotation, biological process: regulation of transcription by RNA polymerase II. NCBI's taxonomy places the organism in Eukaryota, Metazoa, Chordata, Aves, Psittaciformes, Psittacidae. The transcript is spliced from 8 exons. Gene Ontology annotation, cellular component: nucleus. Bases 1 to 1992 code for a protein of 663 amino acids.
AUGAGUUUUGAUUCUCUGUAUCCAAACCCUACGCCUGGAACCCCCGAGACAGUGCGCGGGAGCCGUGGGUCCGGCUGGGGAGCACGACGGCCCCCGGGCCUGGUGCUCACCCACAGCAGUAGGUGCUUAUCCGUAGAGAACAUCGUUCCGGCACACCGGCCUCCUAGUCUGGGAAGCGGCAGAGCCACCGGCCCUCCGGCCGGGUCCAGCGGGCUGCGCGACCCCCGGGGCGGGCCGUCUGCGCCUGCCCCCCCUUAUCCUCCCUCCCCGGCGCAUAUAGCCGCGGGGUCAGCCCACUCUCCCCGACGGCGCCGGGCGGCGGACAGUACCGAUCGGCUGCUCCUGCGCCUCUAUCCCACCCCGCAGCGGCACCCCCAGACACACCCGGGUGUCUGCCUCUCCGCUUCCCGACAGCUCGCUCCCUACCUUCUUCCCUUCCCGCCCCGCCCCGACAUGGCUCUGUACCUGGCGGGCGAGUUUGUCCCCGGAGACUACAGAGACGAGCUCGGGACUGCCUACUACCUCCCUUUCCACCCUCCCGCCCAGUACUUCGAAGCGGCCCCCGACUUCUUCCAGCCCCUAAAAUCCCUGGGUGGGAUGCUCCCCGCCUCCCCGCCUUUGCCCCAGUACAGCUUCAGCAGGGCCCCCACUUUUCUGAGCCAGCCGCCCCCCCUGCCCGCAGAGCCCUUUCCCGGUCUCCCUUUGCCCCACUACGCCAAGCCGCAGGACCCCUUCUCUCCCAAGGAAGACUCGCUCGUCGGGGCAGGGGCCCUUGGCUCUCCGGCACAGCUCUAUUUGAGCGCCCCGCACAAGGCUGCCCGCAGCCCGGAGGCCGGAGCGCCGGAGGGACAGAACCACAGGUACCACUUCACCGAGGAGGAGCUCAACACGGUGCUGUACGGGGCGCUCCGGAGCAGUCAGCUGGCCGGGAGCAUCCACGCCAUCUCGGGGCCCCGGUUGCCCCCUGCCAGCACGGGUAAGGGGUUCUCCUGCGCCCCGCUGCUCAACAGGGACUCGCUGCAGAUGCCGGAAGGGCUCUCGGUGCUGCAGGUGGAGUACGGGGACUUGUCUCAGGUCGGAGUCUUCUGCACAGACCCCAUCCCCAAAGGAGUCCGCUUCGGCCCUUUCCAAGGCAAAGCGGUCAGCAUCAGCGAGAUCAAGAUUUACGACGACAACUCACUGAUGUGGGAGAUCUUUGAAUGCGAUCGCCUGAGCCACUUCAUAGACGGGAAAGGUGCCUCUGGCAACUGGAUGUCUCUGGUGAACUGUGCCAGGUACCCCGAGGAGCAGAACUUGACAGCUAUCCAGUGCGAGGGGCAAAUAUUCUACGAGAGCUGCAAGGAAAUCUUGCCGAAGCAGGAGCUCCUGGUGUGGUACGGAGAUUGCUACGUGCAGUUCCUGGGCAUCCCGAUCAGCCUGAAGGACGGGGAGGAGCGGAAGAAGCAUCCGGACGACCCCGAAGAAGCCGGGGAAAGCUUUAAGUGUGACCGCUGCGGCAAGGUUUUUGCCUACAAGUACUACCGGGACAAGCACCUCAAGUACACCCGCUGUGUGGACCAGGGGGACCGCAAAUUUCCUUGUAACCUCUGCAACCGAUCCUUUGAAAAAAGAGACAGGCUGAGGAUCCAUGUUCUCCACGUUCAUGAAAGACAUCGACCUCACAAGUGCUCAGAGUGUGGAAAGAGCUUUUCUCAGUCCUCCAGCCUGAGCAAACACAUGAGGGUUCACUCUGGGGAACGCCCCUACAAAUGUGUGUACUGCAACAAGGCAUUCACGGCGUCCAGCAUCCUGCGCACUCACAUCCGCCAGCACUCAGGAGAGAAGCCCUUCAAGUGCAAGUACUGCGGCAAAGUCUUUGCCUCACACGCAGCCCACGACAGCCAUGUGAGGCGCAUGCACAGCAAGGAGGAGUGCACUUGCUCCGUGUGCGGCGUGCACUUCCUGGGGCAGGAGGAUUACCAAGUCCACCUGAAGGUGCAUGAUGCUCAUUAGUCAAGAACCCUGUGGACAUGUCUUGGGCCAGCUUAUGUGUGUAUCUGUCUAUAUGUGUAUGUGUUUGUUCAUAGUUUUGUGCACAUCGCAGGAGGUGACACUUACCCUCAUAGUGACUCUUUGGGUACAUUCAGUCCUCUGGACCCUGGGCAUAGUUUCUCACCUGGGUGCACUGAUGCCACCCUGGACUGGGGUAAAAUCCAAGAUAUGCUACCCCACCUUCCCCUUCUCCCAUACAUUAAUUUUCUCAACAGAGAAACACAGAGAGGAGGAAUUUCACCUCCCACGAACCUUUUGUGCACAAAUACCACUGUGAAGAGUGUUUCCAUGUCUCUAAUGUACCACAUCUGUGGACUGCCUGGUGCAAUGCAUACCAAAACUUGUGUGAGGGAUGAUUUUAACAAGUGCAUUUCCCAAAGCCAAUUUAACCUCUUUGUUUUGUUAGGAUGCAUGACCAAGUAUGGGGUCUACUUCACCUUAACCUGCAAGUCUUUUAUGUU